Coffea arabica (coffee) is the source of this 1736-nucleotide messenger RNA. The record is from RefSeq and is a predicted model, not a curated record. Lineage: Eukaryota; Viridiplantae; Streptophyta; Magnoliopsida; Gentianales; Rubiaceae.
CUUAGAGCAGGAGCUGGCUGCAACCAAAGAUAAGCUUCUUAUCACUCAAAAUGAGAAGCAUGGACUUCUUGAGAUGAACAGGCUGUUUAAAUCACAGGUAAGUGAACAAAACAAACAAGUUAUGUUUCUUGAGGAGGAAUUGGAGAAUCUUGGUGUUAAGCAAAGUGAAAUGGUGAAUGCCUACAUGAAUUUACAGGAGAGAUUCUCUGUUGUGCUUGAAGAAAACAGAUAUCUGUCAAGAAAAUUUUCAGAACUUAAGAUGGAGAAAUGCGUGUUGGAGCAGGAAAGUGAUGUUCUUCUUCAGGAAUCAUUGGCUUUUUCAAACUUUUCUAUAGUUUUGGAAAGCUAUGGAAUUGAGAAAUCUUUAGAACUAAAAUUACUGUCAGAAGAUGUGGAAAAUCUGAGUGGGGUUAUGGAUGGCCUUAAUAAGGAGGUCAGCUAUUGCAAGGGAAGUUGGAGUUGGAAGAAACAAAUAAUAUGUUGCUGAGAGAUUCAGUUCAGAGGUUGGAGAUGGAACUGCAUACAGUGAGACAGUCAAAUGAUGAGUUGAAGCAGGAAAUUGUAAGUGUUAAGGAAGUCUUGAGUCAGAAAGAAGCUGAUAUUUUGGAAGCAGAAGAGAAGCUUCAAGCAGCGGAAAGCCUAAAUUUGGAAUUGUGCAAAACCGUGGACACACUGAAGACUGAGAGUCAAGAAUCAUCUUACAUCAAAGAAAAUCUGGAAAAGAACCUGCUUAAAUUAUCUGAAGACAACAGCAUGCAGGGCAAGGAAAUUGAAGGCCUCCGUGAAGUGAAUGAGAACUUGACAUCUGAACUGUGUAAACUGCAUGAAAAAUGCGAAGAGCAAAGGCUCAGAGAAGAGAAGUUGAGUUCAGAGCUGAAAGUUAAAAAUGACGAGUAUGAACUUUGGGAGGCUGAGGCUGCAGCAUUUUACUUUGACCUUCAAAUCUCAUCCAUUAGGGGAGCUCUAUAUGAGAACAAAGUGCAGGAGCUUGCUGAGGUUUGUGAAAGUCUCGAGGAUCAUUCUACUUCAAAAACUCUAGAAAUUGAAGAAAUGAAGGAAAAUAUCAGGUCCAUGGAGAAUGCAAUAGGCGAACUAACUGCACAGUUGUCAGCAUAUGACCCUGUCAUAGCUUCUCUGAGAGAUGAUGUGGCAUCUCUGGAAUAUAAUGUUUUGCAUCAGACAAAGCUUGCUAAAGCUGAUCAUUUGGAACCAAAGUGUACCAGAUUGGGAGUACUUCCUGAUGAAAGUUUCCAUGAUAAACCAAUGGACCAUCAAUCACCCAUGCCAGUUGGCAUUCAAGAUUUACAGAAGCUGCAGUGUAGGAUUAAGGCAGUUGAGAAGGUAAUGGUAGAAGAGAUGGAGAACCUUAUUUUACAGGAAAGCUUAAACACACAGGCGAAGCAAGAAAGAGUUAUGAAUGAGACAAAUGACUUGAACCUCGACUCAGCUUCGGUCAGGAAAAAGUCAAGAAGAAGGAAAAGAAGAAGGUGUCUGGGAGGAAUCUCAAGUUGCAGGAAGAUAAGGGAGGGCAUUGAAAUCAAGAAGGGAGCUUUAAUGAAAGAUAUUCCGCUGGAUCAUGUCUCAAGUACUUCACUUCAUGGAUUCCGCAGGAAAGGAAAUGUUUGCACAGAGAGAACAGACGAUAAGUUCUUGAGCUGUGGGAAACUGCUGAGUGGCACAUUCCGGAUCGCACUGGAAGUGUAUCCCAAAUUUGGCCUUUGCAGCAAGUGAGGGGG